AUGCUUUUAAUUGAUAUAGAUGGUCCUGACAUAGUUUUGGUGAAUCCUGAAUACACGGUAAUCAAUGUUACAGAAGGAACUGUAUUAGGCCCUAUACAUUGCACUGCCGAUUGUAAACCGAAUUGUAUAUUCAAUUGGAAAUUUAGCACAUCAAGGCAUUUUGAACUCCUCCAUACAAAUCCGAUUCUAACUGUAGCAGACAUAGAGAAGAAUCAGUCUGGUACCUACCGCUGCAGUGCUGUUCAUCCUUAUGAUAAAACCAUCAUGAAAAUGAUAGAUCUAGAAGUAAAUGUACAAUAUUCCUCCCAAAUUAGAGAACUUUGGUUAAGUGAAAAAAUUGAAACAAAUGAAUGGAGUAACGCUACAAUCUAUAGUUUCAGUGAAGACGUCAAUCUCAAGAUAAGAUUGAGUAUUGACAGUAAUCCAGAUCCACAAUUAGCAUUAAGAACAUCUCUGAAAACAUUUCCACCAUUACGUUAUACGAAAAGCGGUCUUGAGUUUUUAUCAGAACUGCCUGCUCUCCAAUGUGAAGAUUCAGGAAACUAUACUAUACAAGCUAGCAAUGGGAUUAAAUAUGGAGAUACCAGAACAGUAAACUUGAUAAUAUAUUGUAAACCUCGGAAUGUCACAGCAGAUUUAAAAAUAAUUAAAACAAAAGUGAACACAACUGUAAAUAUAGUAAUUCAAGUAGUUUCAUUCCCGGAGCCAACUGUGCACUGGACUCGUUCGACUGAAUUUGUCUGGAUGGUUCAAAAAGAUAGAAAGGAUUUCAGAUAUAGAAUGUAUUCCUCUAUACAUAUUGAUUCGACAGAUGACGUUGGUGACUAUGGAAUUCAUCUUUGCAAUAGAUUCGGAUGUAUUUUAGAAAAUAUAACUGUAACACUUGAAGAUGAUGUUAUAGCUGUCACUAAUAAAUACCCAGGGAUGUUUGUAGCAGGAAUAACAACUUUGGUGGUUGGUUUGAUCGUCUUAAUUCCCGGAGCGAUUUUCGUUAUUCGCAAAUGUAUUUCAGGUUUGAGAACCAAGAAAACAAUAUCAGUUGAAUCGGAUGAAUAUAUAAAAGUACACAGAAGCAAUCCGACGGUUUCAGAACCAUAUUCAACCUUGCAGCCUCAAUCGGAGUCAAGACCUCUCCAAGAGCCCAGUAAUGAUACAUAUGAAGAAUGUGGAAUGACCACUGCAGUGGAUUUCUAUCAAAACGUUGAAGAGGGACCAGGGAAAGAGCAAACAACAACAACCAAUUGAUGAAUGCUGUUCACUACAUAUACUGAGUUUAGAUCUGAUAAAUACAUUUUACUUAAUAUGUCAUAAUUUAAAGUAUGUUAUGUGAUCAUAUGUAUCCUUCCAGGUGAAUUGUAUAUAAGUGUGUGUGUGUUUAUGUGUAUAAAAUGUCUCAGCGAAGAUUGAAUAGUUGAAAUAGAAUAUAAAA
Mytilus trossulus (common blue mussel) is the source of this 1429-nucleotide messenger RNA. RefSeq lists its product as uncharacterized. NCBI's taxonomy places the organism in Eukaryota, Metazoa, Mollusca, Bivalvia, Mytilida, Mytilidae. The transcript has 9 exons. The record is from RefSeq and is a predicted model, not a curated record. The coding region runs from base 1 to 1245 and encodes 414 amino acids.